AUGGACACAGAUCAUAAUGACAAUAUUGCACAGAAAAAAAUUGAGGAUGUAAAAAAAAAUGAAAUUGUACAACCUGUUCAAAAACAAAUAGAUGAGUUUAAAUCACACUAUUUGCAACAUUUUGAUCCAAUCUGUUGUUUGGGAAAAGGAGGUUUCGGGAUUGUAUUUGCGGCUAAAGAUAAAUUAAUUGACAAAAAUUAUGCUAUUAAAAGGAUACCUUUUCCAUAG
Messenger RNA from Macrosiphum euphorbiae (potato aphid), 228 nucleotides. The record is from the annotation of a GenBank genome assembly. Lineage: Eukaryota; Metazoa; Arthropoda; Insecta; Hemiptera; Aphididae.